This is a messenger RNA of Topomyia yanbarensis, 1826 nucleotides long. RefSeq names its product transmembrane protein 53-B. The record is from RefSeq and is a predicted model, not a curated record. The transcript has 4 exons. Bases 276 to 1181 code for a protein of 301 amino acids. NCBI's taxonomy places the organism in Eukaryota, Metazoa, Arthropoda, Insecta, Diptera, Culicidae.
UCAGCGUGCGGUUGCAUGGUUGCAGCGGUGUUAGAACCGUCGAUUGUCAAAACUUGACAGUUUCAAUUUUCCACUAUUGGAGAAAAUUCAGGAAAAUUCAGUCAAGGGGGCAAGUGUAGUUUGUAUAGUGAAAAAUUGUAUUUUUUGUACCAAAGCAUUGCAAAAUUGAUCGCAAAUGAAAAGUUGAUUGAAAAUCGUUCGUAUCUUGGAUGUUUGUGGUGAAGCUUUGCCAAAUUUUCUGCCCGGCCUAGACACUAAGGGGUGCAAAAUAAAAUAUGUCAGCAACCUACAGUCGAGUGGAUGAGUAUCCAAUGGACGACACGCUGGAGUAUUUCAUAAAGUUUCCAUCCCCUAAUUUCAAAACCGAAGCGCAGGGAGCGGAAUCCGAUUAUGUGUUUGUUUGCAACGAGACCAAUGUUCCGAUAGUGCUGCUGCUCGGCUGGGCCGGCUGUCAAGACAAGUAUCUUAUGAAAUAUUCUAAAAUCUACGAAGAUCGAGGGCUCAUCACAAUUCGAUAUACUGCCCCGGUAGAGGAUCUUUUCUGGAAACGGACCGCAAUGGUUCAAAUAGGGGAGAAGAUUCUCAAAUUGAUCUAUGACAUGAACUUCGACAGCCAUCCGCUGAUAUUUCAUGUGUUUUCCAACGGGGGAGCUUUCUUGUAUCAGCAUAUCGCCCUGGCUAACAGGCGAUCGAAGAGGCCGGUACAAAUAUGCGGAAUGAUUUUUGAUUCGGCCCCCGGUGAUAGGAGAGUGCUAGGGUUGUUCCGUGCCAUAUCUGCCAUUUUGGGGAAAGAGAAACGAUGCAAUGCGGUGGUCUCUGCUGUAAUGGCAGUGUCUCUCAUUGUCCUGUGGGCUGUUGAAGACACAUUCAAUUAUUUAAGGAACUUCAUUAGACCACUUGGGUAUGAAGUGCAGACGAACCCUUCGCACAAUUUGAAAUACGAAAGCAACGAAUGGCCGCAGUUGUACCUUUACUCGAAAACGGAUCUACUUAUACCAUAUACGGACAUUGAAAAGUUUGCUGCCUAUCGUCAACAAUGUGGCGUCGAUGUGCGGAUGGUGUGCUUCGAUCGAUCGGAACAUGUGAAACAUUAUACGCGACAUCCGCAGCAGUACGUCUACAGCGUUUGCAAGUUUAUCAACGAUUGUUUAACGAACCACUAUAACAAGUACCAUGGUUAGGCCAAAGACAUCACUAUAUCUGAGCACGUUGUUUGAAGAGUCCUUUCACGAAGGAAACCUAUAGGCACUUCGAUAGCCGGAAAACGAAACCUUCUCGCCAAAUGGAGUAAUGCGCAGUUUGAAAAUCAUAACAUUUCCUACUUGUAAACAAUUGCCGAUUUUAACUCCCAAAAAUGGUUCCAUAUGGCGACUGGUUUUCGCAUUGGCCGGAGUUGACAAUGAAAGCAAUUUUAUCUUUCUACAUGACAAACUGAAAGCAACAAAAUUCAUGAAAAUGAUGUUUAGUUGAUGUCUGAUUACAAAACUAUUCCGUUCCGUUUAAAUAUAGUAUUAUAAGAAGCACAAAUUGUAAGCAACCUCUGUUGCAAAUGCACAAUUAACUCUAUGUUAACCAUCGAUUCCAGGAUAGUAAGAUUACAGAUAAGUGCUUUUGCUGAUUUAGAAUUUAAAAUAUUUCGUGAUAUUAACCUCGGAUGCCUUUUUACUUUCCAGUAAAAUUGUAUUAUCUCAUUGGUGUCAUAAAACUAGUCGUUCUCUUGGAGAAAGCAAAGGCUCAUAGUCAAUUUUUACGUUCCAUGUUAUCAUAAAUAUUUACGUUAUUGUUUUGGUAGGAAUAAAAAAAUGCGAAAAUAAAAUAAAUUUUAG